Molecule: messenger RNA, 1125 nt
Organism: Teleopsis dalmanni
Lineage: Eukaryota; Metazoa; Arthropoda; Insecta; Diptera; Diopsidae
Product: ribosomal RNA-processing protein 8-like
Exons: 2
Coding region: 121-873 (250 amino acids)
Molecular function (GO): methyltransferase activity
Source: RefSeq, a predicted model, not a curated record
UAUAUAGUUUAGAUAUGUACGUCAUAUAAAAAUUUUUCUGCUAACGUACGGUUCAGAUUUUUGUUCCGGCGUAUAUUAAAUCUUGAAGUAGAAAAUUUUAAACCUUAAUUAUUGUUGAAGAUGGCUCCUAACAAAGCUAAACCAAAGCGUGGAAAUCGCAAAGCAGCUCGAUCCAACCGUAGAUGUAUUUCUACAAAAGAGCGUCUCAGUGUGGAUGAAAACACUUCUUCCACAGCAACUGUUGUUUCUACUCAACAACCAAUUCUCGGCAAGCUUCAAGAUUCUCUUGUUAAUAGUUUUUUAAACUGCGUUAAAUGGUUAGAGAAUUGUUUUGGUGAAACCCAAUCCAAGCAAAACCCAGCUUUAAAUGAAAGUACAUCCGAAAGUAAUAUCCCAGAUGAAAAAGACAAACUGGCAAGAUUUUUGUUGGGCUUAGGAAAGGAGUAUAACGUAAUUACAUUUGGAAGCAGAAUCUUGAGGAAAAAUGAAGGUUUCAGAAGGUUUGAAGUAAGCAAUCUACUCCGAUGCAGAAAAAUAGAUUUGGCGAAUUGGUACACACCGUAUGAACCCCUCAGCAAAGAUGUUCUAAUAUACCAUUGUUCACUUUCGGGAGAUGAUCACAAGUAUCAUAUUCUAGAAGCGAACAGGCUUCUAAAAGUAGGUGGAUUUAUGCUAAUUUUAGAAGAAAAAUUCCCUCACGAAAGAAUCAAAUCUUUUAUAAAAGGCACUUCACAAUGCGGUUUUAAGUUUGUUCGCAAGACUAAUUGCGACAAAAAUACGUACGUCUUACAAUUCAUAAAGACUCAACAUAAAAGUAAAAUUAGUCGCGUACCUUCGUUCUUUCUUAAAUCGGGUGCUUUGAGAAAAUUCUAAAUUCAAAUUUUAUUUUUGAAGACAAUAUCUAUCUAUUUAUGAGAAUGCCAUGAAAAUAUAAAAAUUGAUGCAAACAUUUUUUAACUACAAAAUAACGAUAACGAUGGAAAAAUUUGUCAAUCUACGGAAAUAUAAAUAAUUGCAUUAUAUUUGAAAAACACUAAUCUUAAAACCAUUAGGUUUGAAUAUAUUUUUAAAACUUUCUGUAAACCACAACAUGCAAUAAACUAUUUAAAAACUGUGCAUAAUGUA